AUGGCAACCUUGGACGCGGCGUUCUUAGUCGAGCGCGAUCAGUUUCGAUCUGCAAUCAAGGAGGAAGCAAGUGCUGGAUUACUGAGCAGAAGCCGACGGAGACAUCCCCGACGAGGGGGACUCUGCCAAGCGGAGAAAAUAAGUGUCCCUUACGAUCUCUUUAUCGACAAGUACGUCUGUCCAAUCCUCCAUGGUUAUCUUGGCGAGCUCUGUGACGGGCGUGGCGCCAACUGUGUCUCGUGCUCCUCCUCCGGCGCCGAUGUUCCCGAAACAUGGGACAUCCUCAAAUGUUCGCCUAACAAGCAAGAUGCUCUCUCUACCUGCUCAAAACAAUCGCUAGAAACGAGCUUCUGCGAAAACACAAAGCCGAAGUGCCCAAUUUCUUUCUAUGCCGAUUUCGAAAAUGAGCAAAAAUCAAAAGUUGAGGAUCGCCUUUGCUGCAUGCAGAGCAUCAAUCUUGGUCAGGAACUUUCCUGUGUUGCGAAUACGCAUAAUACUCAGCAGAAGAAAAUUGCUCUAAAACUCGACUUUUCACCUUGCCGAAAUCCUUCAAAAUGCAUCCCCAUGAAUCGCGAAAACAGCCUUCGAAUCAACCUUGAUCUUCAUCAACCGCAAUCUUGCUGUGCUCAACUUUCCUGGAACAAUUAA
Messenger RNA from Oikopleura dioica, 648 nucleotides. Lineage: Eukaryota; Metazoa; Chordata; Appendicularia; Copelata; Oikopleuridae. The record is from the annotation of a GenBank genome assembly.